UCUCUCUCUCUCUCUCUCUCUCUCUCUCUCUCUCUCUCUCUCUCUCUCAUUCAAGGUUCGAGCACGUGAACAUGGAGGAAGUCGACGAAACAGAAGCCAAGCCUCAGGUCUACAUGGCUUGCAUAAUGCAUGGUCAUCGAAUUGGAGUUUCUUAUUACGAUUCAAGCCUCCGCCAACUUUAUGUGAUGGAAGUUUGGGAAGACGGAGGUGAAGAUUUCCCCCUAAUUGAUAUGGUAAAAUAUCAAGCCAAGCCCCUGAUCAUUUACACAAGCACUAAGAGUGAGGAGUCUUUUAUGACUGCAUUACAGAAAAAUGAUGGAACAUGUGAGGCUCAACUGAAGCUUAUGAAAAGUUCAAUGUUCAGCUAUGAGCAAGCAUGGCACAGAUUGAUAUACCUCCGAGUCUCAGGAAUGGAUGAUGGGUUAAACAUCAAGGAGAGAAUUUGUUAUCUAAGUUCUAUGAUGGACAUUCGAAGUGAUGUUCAAGUUCGUGUGAGUGGAGGGCUUCUGGCCAUAUUGGAGAAUGAAAGGAUUGUAGAUACCUUAGAACAACAGGAAUGUGGGAAUGCAGCAAUUACAAUCGACUCUGUCACCGAGAUUUCACUAAACAAGUUUCUUAAAGUAGAUGAAGCUGCUCAUGAGGCUCUGCAAAUAUUUCAAACAGACAAACAUCCAAGCCAUAUGGGCAUUGGCAGAGCAAAAGAAGGUUUCUCUGUAUUUGGGAUGAUGAACAAGUGUGUAACGCCAAUGGGCAGACGUCUCUUGAGGAGCUGGUUUCUGAGGCCCAUACUAGACCUUGAUAGCCUCAACUAUCGUCUUAAUGCUAUAUCAUUCUUCCAUUGUUCUGAAGAACUAUUGGCUUCUUUACGGGAAACUCUGAAGUCCGUGAAGGAUAUCCCCCACAUACUCAAGAAAUUCAACUCCCCAAGUUCUGCAUGUACACCUGGUGAUUGGACAGCUUUUUUGAAGAGCAUCUGUUCGCUCCUACAUGUGAACAAGAUAUUUGAAGUUGGGGUUUCUGGAAGUCUUCUAGAACAAGUGAAAUAUUUGAAAUUGGACAUCAUUCAAAAGGCUGGUUCAUGCAUUUCGACGGAUCUAGCCUAUGUAUAUGAAUUGGUAAUUGGUGUUAUCGAUGUAAGUAGAAGCAAAGACAAGGGUUACAUGACAAUGGUGAAAGAAGGGUUCUGUGAUGAGUUAGAUGAGUUGAGGCAAAUUUACGAGGAAUUGCCAGAAUUUCUGGAAGAGGUGUCAUCGUUGGAACUUGCAAGACUUCCUAUUGUGUCUGGAGAAAAGUUUCUUCCUUGCAUUGUUUAUAUACAUCAAAUAGGAUACUUUCUGUGCAUUUUUGAACAAAAGCUUGAUGAAACCACGCUAGAAACUCUUCCAGAUUUUGAAUUUGCAUUCUCAGAUGAAGACAGAGACACGAAAAAGUUUUUCUAUCGCACUUCAAAGACACGGGAGUUGGACAACCUUCUUGGGGAUAUAUACCACAAAAUCCUAGACAUGGAAAGGGCAAUUACUAGGGACUUGGUAUCACACAUUAUUCCAUUCUCAGUACAUCUUCUGAAGGCUGUGAAUUUUGCAGCUGAAAUUGAUUGCUUUUUAUCACUUGCAUUAGUUGCUCGUCAAAAUAACUAUGUGAAGCCGACUCUGACAUUGGAAGAGUUGCUUGAUAUACAGAAUGGAAGACAUGUUUUACAGGAAAUGACAGUAGACACCUUCAUUCCCAACGAUACAAAGAUUCAUGAUGAAGGGAGGAUAAAUAUCAUUACUGGCCCCAAUUAUUCAGGAAAAAGUAUCUACGUAAAACAGGUAGCUUUAAUUGUUUUCCUUGCCCACAUUGGAAGUUUUGUACCCGCGGAUGCUGCUACUGUGGGCUUGACCGAUAGGAUAUUCUGUGCCAUGGGAAGCAAACAUAUGACUGCUGAACAAUCAACAUUUAUGAUAGAUCUGCAUCAGGUGGGAAUGAUGAUAAGGCAUGCGACUUCACGAUCUUUAUGUUUGUUAGAUGAAUUUGGUAAAGGCACCCUUACUGAAGAUGGCAUUGGACUCCUUGGUGGAACUAUUAGCCAUUUUAGCAAUUGCUAUGACCCUCCAAAGGUUUUGGUUUGCACUCACUUGACAGAGAUAUCUAGUGAUAGUUUCUUACCAGAGUCUGAUAAAAUUAAGUAUUACACCAUGAGUGUCCUAAGACCCGACAAUGGUACAGAUCUUGAAGAGAUUGUAUUUCUUUAUAGGCUUGUUCCAGGACAUGCACUUCUUAGCUAUGGGCUGCAUUGUGCACUACUCGCCGGUAAGAUUCAAAUUAUAGCUGUCAUUUUGCUGCAGAAAAGUAUGGUUGGUGUGCCGGAGGAAGUUAUAAAGAGAGCAGCAUCUGUAUUGGAUGCCCUUGGAAAUAAUAAGCACGUCGAGCGAGUGUGCACCAGUGAGAUAUCAGCUCAAGAUCAGCAAUACAAGGAUGCAAUUGACAAGAUGUUAUCCUUUGAUCCUCUUAAUGGUGAUCUGAACCUCUUCUUCAAGGAGAUCUUUCCUUCUUCCAUUCCUGAAGACACCAAAGCUGCUACUUAUCUCAUGGAUACAGGAAUGUCAUCAUGAAAUGCUACUGUUAAUCACAUACUGUUUAUAGAACCAAUCAAACAGGAAGAAACAACAUUUCUUUUGCUCUGAAUAUGGAGCAAUUUUGAAGUGAAGGAAAACAAAUGGACCUUUUCGUCAA
Rhododendron vialii is the source of this 2715-nucleotide messenger RNA. RefSeq names its product DNA mismatch repair protein MSH5. The record is from RefSeq and is a predicted model, not a curated record. The transcript has 34 exons. Gene Ontology annotation, cellular component: nucleus. Gene Ontology annotation, molecular function: mismatched DNA binding; ATP-dependent DNA damage sensor activity; ATP binding. Gene Ontology annotation, biological process: chiasma assembly; mismatch repair. The coding region runs from base 72 to 2594 and encodes 840 amino acids. NCBI's taxonomy places the organism in Eukaryota, Viridiplantae, Streptophyta, Magnoliopsida, Ericales, Ericaceae.